Betta splendens (Siamese fighting fish) is the source of this 6401-nucleotide messenger RNA. RefSeq names its product aquarius intron-binding spliceosomal factor (gene aqr). The transcript is spliced from 37 exons. Gene Ontology annotation, biological process: mRNA splicing, via spliceosome. The record is from RefSeq and is a predicted model, not a curated record. Bases 191 to 4600 code for a protein of 1469 amino acids. Gene Ontology annotation, cellular component: catalytic step 2 spliceosome. Gene Ontology annotation, molecular function: helicase activity; mRNA binding. Lineage: Eukaryota; Metazoa; Chordata; Actinopteri; Anabantiformes; Osphronemidae.
CAAUAAACACAAAGAGGAAGAAGAAAUCAAACCGUUGCACCGGGGACGGAUUUUAGGGACGUACCGCUUCAGGAAGUUUGUCGCGUGCGGCGCGUUUUGCUUGUGUACAUGUUCAACUAACCACGCCAAGGCACCUUUUAUGUUGAAAAUAUAAAUAAAGCCGCCGUAGUCAGUGGUUGAGACGGGCACGAUGGAGAAAGAAACCCCCGCUAAAAAGGCAGCAGCGCCUUCUGUGUCCCAGAUAAACGCCGAAUAUGUGACACAGUUGGCUAAUAAAUAUUGGGCUCCUCAUGUCAAGGAUAAAUUACCCUUUGACCCUAAGGUGAUGGAAGAUAUUUAUGACAAAGAGGUUCUGAAGUCUAAAUUUGCCAUCAGAAAAAUUAUGCUGCUUGAGUUCAGCCAGUACCUUGAGAACUACCUUUGGGUGAACUACACUCCUGAGGUGUCCAGCAAUGCCUACAUCAUGUCCAUUUGUUGCAUUGUCAAUGAGAAGUUCAGGGAAAAUGUGCCAGCUUGGGAGGUGUUUAAGAAGGAGCCCGGUCACUUUCCAUUUUUCUUCAAAUGUGUCAUGGAAGCUGUGUUGGCGGGCGAAGAGGCUGGCUUUACUUUGAAGGAACAAACUGUUCUGCUGGUUUUCUUAGACCAUUGCUUUAACAGUCUGGAGGUAGAUUUGAUCAGAGAACAGGUGCAGCAGCUCAUCUCCUUGCCAAUGUGGAUGUGUCUUCUUCCAUCCAGACUCCAGCUGGAGCUGAAGAAAGUUCCGAAGUUGCAGAAGUUUUGGAAUCUAAUCAAGAAGAAAUUUGAUAAGAUGGACGCUGCUGCGAUGGAACAAGCAAAGAAGGAGAGGACCUUCCUCUCGGCUCUUAUUAAAAAGUUUCGGGGAGUCCUCAUGUCAAUUCCACCCUCAGAAACUAUAUCCAUGGAUAAGGUACAUUACUGCGAGAGAUUCAUUGAGCUCAUGAUUGAUUUGGAGGCCCUGCUUCCCACCAGGCGCUGGUUUAACACUGUGCUGGAUGAUUCCCACUUGUUGGUAAACUGCCACCUGUCCAGCCUCCUGCAGAGAGAGAAGGAAGGACACCUGUUCUGCCAGUUGUUGGACAUGCUGAAGUUCUACACGGGUUUUGAAAUCAAUGACCAGACAGGAAUCGCCCUGACUCAGAAAGAGAUGACUACGCUGCACUACGACAGAAUCACCUCCCUGCAGAGGGCGGCCUUUGCUAAUUUCCCAGAGCUGCACGACUUUGCUCUGUCCAACGUAGCGGCGGUAGACACUCGAGAAUUCCUGACCAAACACUUUGGGCAUCUCAGUCCAAAUAUGCUCCACAAGGUGGCCUCGUACUUGUGUCUCCUUCCAGACUUGCCUGAAGGGCAAGACACCACGUAUGAGAAGGAGUUCCUCCUCGAGGUGCUGGUGUCCCGUCAUGAACGCAGAAUCUCUCAGAUUGAGCAACUUAAUCUGAUGCCCCUUUAUCCAACGGAGAAGAUAAUCUGGGAUGAGAACAUUGUCCCAACAGAGUACUACUCAGGCGAAGGCUGCCUGGCACUGCCCAAGCUGAAUCUGCAGUUCCUGACCCUCCAUGACUACCUGUUGAGGAACUUUAACCUCUUCCGUCUGGAGUCCACUUAUGAGAUCAGACAGGACAUAGAAGACGUAGUGUGGCGAAUGAAGCCAUGGCAAUCGGAGUACGGUGGAGUGGUGUUUGGCGGCUGGGCCAGAAUGGCUCAGACGAUCACCACUUUCUCCAUAGUAGAGGUUGCUAAGCCCAACAUUGGAGAGAGCUGGCCCGCUCGUGUCCGUGCUGAUGUCACACUCAACCUCAAUGUGCAAGAUCAUAUCAAGCAUGAGUGGGAAGGGCUGCGUAAGCACGAUGUUUGCUUUCUGAUCACGGUGCGGCCAAACCUGCCUUACGGCACACGCUUCGACCGGCGCCAGUCCUUUGUGGAGCAGACAGGCCUGGUGUACGUGAGGGGCUGCGAGGUACAGGGUAUGCUGGAUGACAAGGGACGUGUCAUUGAGGAAGGACCGGAGCCAAGGCCUAAGCUACGAGGAGACUCCAGAACAUUCCGCGUUUGGCUGGACCCAAACCAGUAUCAACAGGACAUGACCAGCAUCAUUCAAAGCGGCGCUGAAGACCCGUAUGAGACUUUCAACGUCAUAAUGAGACGAAAACCCAAGGAGAACAACUUCAAGGCAGUGCUCGAGACCAUCAGAAACCUGAUGAACACUGAGUGUGUUGUCCCAGACUGGCUUCAUGACAUUAUCUUAGGCUAUGGAGAUCCAGGCAGUGCCCACUAUUCUAAAAUGCCCAAUCAGAUUUCCACUUUGGAUUUCAAUGACACAUUUCUGUCCCUGGAUCACUUGCGUUCAUGUUUCCCAGGCUAUGGCAUAAAGGUCACCGAGGAGAACCUGGACCUGCAGGUCCCUCCAUUUAGAAUCAAGUUUCCCAUCUCAAACAAAACAGAUAAAGGGAAGAAGAGGAAGGCUGGUGAAGAAGUGGAAGACAAAGAUGAGGACAAGACCUUGGUAGUUGAGCCCUAUGUCACCCCCAACCGUGGUCCACAUCCCUACAACCAGCCAAAAAGGAAUACAAUUCAGUUUACUCCUACUCAGAUUGAAGCCAUUCGAGCUGGAAUGCAGCCAGGACUCACCAUGGUUGUAGGACCACCAGGAACCGGAAAGACUGACGUUGCGGUGCAGAUCAUCUCAAACCUCUAUCACAACUUUCCUGAUCAGAGAACCCUCAUAGUUACACACUCAAACCAGGCUCUGAACCAGCUGUUUGAAAAGAUCAUGGCUCUAGAUAUCGACGAGCGCCACCUCCUGCGUCUGGGCCAUGGAGAGGAGGAGCUGGAGACUGAGAAAGACUUUAGCAGGUAUGGCAGAGUUAACUAUGUCUUAGCCAGAAGGCUGGAGCUGCUCAGAGAGGUUGGGCGAUUACAGGAGAGCCUUGAUGUGCCAGGAGAUGUUUCCUACACAUGUGAGACAGCUGGACACUUCUACCUCUACCAGGUGAUAUCCCGCUGGGAAGAGUACAUGAGCAAAGUGAGGCCUAAACAAGGCAAGGAGGUGAAGGUGGAGGACGUGGCUGCACACUUUCCCUUCCACAAGUACUUCUCCAACGCUCCCCAACCUGUGUUCAAGGGACGAACCUACGAGGAGGAAAUGGACAUUGCAGAGGGCUGCUUCCGCCACAUUAAGAAAAUAUUCACCCAGCUGGAGGAAUUUAGAGCCUUCGAGCUGCUGAGGAGUGGACUGGACCGCUCUAAGUAUCUGCUGGUGAAGGAAGCUAAAAUCAUCGCCAUGACCUGCACACACGCUGCACUCAAACGCCAUGACCUGGUGGAGCUGGGAUUCAAGUAUGACAAUAUCCUGAUGGAAGAAGCUGCUCAGAUUCUGGAGAUUGAGACCUUCAUUCCUCUACUUUUACAGAACCCCGAGGAUGGCUACAGCCGGCUGAAGCGAUGGAUCAUGAUUGGAGAUCACCACCAGCUGCCACCGGUUAUCAAGAACAUGGCCUUUCAGAAGUACUCCAACAUGGAGCAAAGUCUCUUCACCCGGUUUGUGCGUCUGGGCGUGCCCACCAUAGAUCUGGAUGCGCAGGGACGUGCACGUGCUAGCCUGUGUAAUCUGUACAACUGGCGCUACAAACACCUGGGGAACCUGCCUCAUGUUCAGCAGCUACCCGAGUUCCAGGUCCCCAACCCUGGCCUGACCUUUGACUUCCAGCUAAUCAAUGUGGAGGACUUCAAUGGGGUGGGAGAAACUGAGCCCAAUCCCUACUUUUACCAGAACCUGGCAGAAGCAGAGUAUUCUGUGGCCUUAUACAUGUACAUGCGUCUGCUGGGCUACCCUGCCGACCGCAUCAGCAUCCUCACGACCUACAAUGGACAGAAACACCUCAUCCGGGACGUCAUCAAUCAGCGCUGUGCUGGGAAUCCCUUCUUCGGACAGCCCAACAAGGUGACGACGGUGGACAGGUUCCAGGGUCAGCAGAACGACUACAUCAUCCUGUCACUGGUCCGCACCAAAGCUGUGGGACACCUGAGGGACGUGAGGCGUCUCGUGGUGGCCAUGUCGCGAGCCAGACUGGGUCUGUACAUCUUCGCCCGCGUCUCGUUGUUCCAGAACUGCUUUGAGCUAACUCCAGCCUUCAACCAACUCACUGCCAGACCUCUGCAGCUGCAUAUCAGACCACAUGAGUACUACAACCAGCAACAGCCUAGGGAUUCUUCUGGGCAGCCAGACCACAUCGUCAACAACAUGCCUGAGAUGGCCAACCUCGUGUAUAAUAUGUACAUGCACAUGAUGCAGACCUCUCAGAUGUACAGACAGCAACAACAGCAGAAACUGGCUCUACCUCCACAACAGGCCGACAAAGAAGAUGAUGUUGUGGAGAAGGAAGAGGCAGCGAGUUCAGGGGAACAGGAAGAAACCCCCAUGGAGCAGGAGAACCCAGACGGAGAGGCAAGCUCGGUGCCAGACUCAGCGGACGCCGGUGCGAAAGAAGAGAACAAAGACGCAGCGGACCAUUCUAAGAUGCCGGAACACCCUGGGAGAGACAGUGACAGCGAGGGGGAGAACAGUGGAGAGGAGCAGUAAGGCGGCCUCACCAUGAACUAAUGGCCUCAGAGCUCGGCCCCUUAAGAUUAUAGUUUUGUUUUCUACUGUAAGAAGAUGAUGAUCCUGAUCAUUUUAUUCAUUUUGUAACAGAUUUUUGCAUUAAACCAUUAAAAUCAUCGGCUUCAUCUCUUUCUCUCGCAAACACCAGUUUGUAAUAAGCACCUUUAACUAUUAACACAACGAUGAGCCCACCCGUUGAUCUACUGUACGUCCAAAUCAGCUAAAGGCACUAGUCUGAUCUGAUUGGCUGAGCCUGCACCAGCUACACAAGCUGCGACUAAACUGCAUUUUUAGGUCACUUCACCCAAGGGCCAGUUUGCAUGCUGGGGGCUUUCAACUCGCCCCCUGGAUGUACUCAACCACUCAACCAGCAAGCCCCACAUCCUGUGCCAUUCAUAACUUCACCUGGCUGCGGAGGAUUCACAAUCUGAAGUUAAUAAUCGGAGGCUUUAAUUGAAGUGAUGGUCCUUUAAAUAUUAACCCGCCUAAAACUGAAGAGGUAACGGAGCAAAAACAGACAGGAAUUUCCUUCAUGCACCAGAAGUUGGUGGUGGUUACAUCAUACCUCAGGCGGACUGAGCAAACAGGUCAGCUGCACAGCUGCUCUCGCCAGGGCCAGUUGAGAAGCCUGAUGGAGAAGCAUCUGUUGAUGAAUUUGGAGAGACGUUUUGGACUCGUGCUACUUCUUCCGUCUCGGGGCUGAGGCAGUAGGUUGAGGUUCGCAUUCUGUAGCUGUGGUCUGGGCCUUUCACUGUCUGCAGAAACAACAGGAAGGAGACACUGCACGUAUAAAUGAUUAACAGCCCAAUGUAAUGUUUAAACUGACACAAGACUUCCAUAUGCAGCGUUUUACUGUUUUAGCAAUCUGCAUCAUCCUCUCUAAACCCGUGACGCCUCGGUUUCUCCAGAGUCACAUGAACGCGCGCAUUGUGUAACAUCCUGCCUCUGUUGGACAUUCCUUUCUGCUUUCUCGCAGCUGACAUCGUAAUUCGGCUGCAGCCUCGUAGUGAAUUAGAGUUAACUGGUGGGAAGUGGCUCCUGCGCGCACACAACCUCUCUGGAUUUGGGUGACUGGACAGAAAAGCUACAAGCGAGAAGGGAGUCGGAGUCUACGUCCAAACGUUCCUCUGCUGAAGGUGAACAUGUCUUUUAUAGUCGCGCGACAGACUAGGAUGGCCACCUGUGGGUCGUGCUUCUGGUGCAUCAUCUGGCUGGUGAUCCUCCUGUGCAUUGGCUGGCCCCUGGGCAUCACUCUAGGGGGUCUGUAUGGCCUCAUCAGCCCCCUGACCACCUGCCUCGGCAUGGACGGACUCUCUGACCUGCUCCUGCAGGGAGCCAACCUGGGCCGCACCUGCGCCAACAACAUGAGGCACAGCAAGCCUCUGUGCUGAGAUCCACGUCCUGAGCGACCGGGACCAGACGACGGCAGAACAAACGGAUCAGCGGAGAAAAGGCUUCAGGACAAACUGUUCAUGUCUGUUUUCUGAGUCAUUGUGAAAUGACUGACCUUCAGUACAGUGGGAAACUUCACAGCAGCGUAACAAAAAUAUCUGGAAGGUCUAGAAAAUGGAUCCCACUGGUUUUGUUAACAUGUAAUUAACCGUGGAUUUCAAAUUUAUAUGGGAAGGAAAGCGGCUUUGUGUCCAUGGUCCGUGUUUACUGUUUAAUUCACUGCAUGGAGACGAUAAGAAUGAAAAUAGCAAUUUAACAAUGGAAAUGCUUAGACUUGUAAAUGACUGUAUGGAAACUUAUAAUGCGAUUAAAACUGCUUUGAACUUGA